This is a messenger RNA of Lytechinus variegatus (green sea urchin), 12779 nucleotides long. RefSeq names its product RIMS-binding protein 2-like. Gene Ontology annotation, biological process: neuromuscular synaptic transmission. The transcript has 29 exons. The record is from RefSeq and is a predicted model, not a curated record. Gene Ontology annotation, molecular function: protein binding. The coding region runs from base 5274 to 9815 and encodes 1513 amino acids. NCBI's taxonomy places the organism in Eukaryota, Metazoa, Echinodermata, Echinoidea, Temnopleuroida, Toxopneustidae.
CAAAAAGGGAUUAGUGGACAAUCGGCACAGUAUUAUCCAAUCAAAUCUGAUGAGGGUGCCCUACUUGUAGCAGGUCCUGUGCAUAUCACAUUUGAUUGUGUGACAUGAGAAGAGCUCUCCGGGCCUGUAAUAGGCACGUUUGAAGAUUGUCCGAGCCAGGAAACUUUGAACCGCGGGAGCUGCUUUGCUCCAACUGACACUCUUUUGAUUAUUGUCUGCUUUGACACAUAGUUAGAGUAUGUUGGAUCAAUAGUCGUCAUUCGAUAUUUGAGGAGUGGUGUUUGUGAUCGGUCGUUCCCAUCCCCUUGGCCUAUCAUGCCCAAUAGACAAGGUCGUGCAGGUCAUCGGUAACGAGGAGGGCCACGUCGCCAUCGCUUCUGCUCGUCAUCUUGUCAACAUCGAUUUGAAAUCAGUGCGACAUUCCUCAGCAAUAUCAAGAUUGCUCACAGUGCUAUACAGGUCGCAUGCUUGCUGUGAGGCCGGCAUUUGGAUACAAAGACCACGGGGGAAAGCUACUCGUAAAACAGCUCACUCAUUCUCUCUCUUCCUCAACUCCACAAAUGCUACGAAUUGGGAAUUGAUUUAGACAAAGUGGAGAUGUCUCGCUGCGGAGUUAUUUUCUAGCCACAAAUUCAUCAGGGGGACAGUAUGAGGAUAGAUUCAGUCUCUUACAGGUGGUAAUGGUUAUGCCUCCCACUGCAUCACCAUCGAGUGAUAGAUAAACAGAUGCAAUCAACACGAGGAGAGAAUAAUUCUACUUCAGAUUCGCCCGCUUCUGCACAAGCUUCACAAACACAAGAGUCUUCAUAUGGGACUACAUGGUACAUACUCCAGUCAUGGUGUGCGCUGGGUGUUAAUCCUUUGAAUGUAAUGUGAUCAGAAUUUCACUUACUUUGGAGUGAUCCUUAGCAUUGGAGCUCCCUUUUCAUCCUUCAUUUGUUGAGCUUCUCUCGUGAUACCAGGAGAACACGGGGUUACAGCACUUUUCAUAACGCAUUAAACCUUCAAGUUCAUGAUUGUGAUGUCACAGGACGGUAUUUAAAGACGUUCUCUUUGUCACUCAUAACCACAAUUCCCAUGGACGUGGAGCAUAGACAGAUGCCCAGGGCAAGGACAAAGCACACCUGACUGUUUUUUUUUCUGUACGAGAUAAACUUCAAUGCCAUUUCAGCAGAAGACAAACGAAUCAUCUCUUUUUCUCAGCUUCUAAGAUCAUUAUUGUUAUAUUUUGUUCAGUUUGGAUUUUUCUACACUUCAGCUUUAUCCACCCUCUUUAUGUGAUUGAAUGAUGAUUAUUCUUUAGCACCAACCUGUUGAAUUUGAAAAGUAAAAAAUCUCUACAAGGGACAGCAACUCUCUAAAUUUGCAGCAAUCUUCUAAGUGCAUUUGUUGCAUCAUUGGGUAUAUUGCUUCCUGCUCUAGGCAUAGUCCUUUUCCAUCUAAAUUACUUCAUAUUCGGUAAAGAGUGAACAUGAUUUUCCUGCAUUACUGUAGUUCUGCUGCAACUCUACUUUGCAAGAAUGUAAUUGAGGAAAUGUGUAAAGCUUGAAUACAGUUCAUUUGGAAACAAGCAUAUCUCACUAAUGGCCUCCAUUCAUCGUCCGGGCUAUUUAUAAAACUGAAAUCCAUCACUCACAAGCCUAGGAGAGCAUUUUUUCUUCCAGCAUUAGAUACAAACGCACUUUUGUGUCACGCUGCCAGCAUAAUCGAGGUGUUAGUUCCCUGGCUAAUAAAGCAAUGCCGAUUAUCUCUGCACUUGUGGAAAUCCAUCGUUAAUAAACGAGCAGUGAAUCACUGGCCAAUACAUAAAGAAUUUCUUUACUUAAAAAUAUGAAAUAUCUGUCUUUUACUUCGACGUACAGUGCAUUAACUAGUUCAUUAAACAUAGAGCCAGGUGAAACUGAUUCAUAAAGUCAAGCCCUGGCUGCAUAAAUAGCUGGUUGAAAAUCCUGAUAUUUGAGAGACUCAUAGUGAUGAAUCAAAUCCUGAAGAUAACUGUAAUAGAUGAUGUUGUUUGACAUAAUAACACACAGAAUAACAUAGAUGGGAGAGGAUCAUGCAAAUGUAAUUGUUCAAAGUGUUUUAGACUUUUAGUCCAUCGGUUGAUAUGAAGCGAGUGCUUUAAUGGAGACAUGUUCGUCGGAUGCGGUUUGAAUUGGGGCUUCCAUUAGCGUCAUACAUCUCAAAUAUCUUCAGCAUAUUGAGUAAAUUCCUUGUAAUUGUCUGUAGGGGUACUUCAGAGGAAGCAUUGCUGGUUGCAGUUUUAUUUGGAUUCAUCCCAAAAAUAAUAGAUGGAUUCACAUGAUAACAUUAUCUCACCAGGAAAAUGUUCUCCUUCUAGUUUUCAUAAUCUCAAUUAAAGGACUGAGUUACCUGUCUUCACAAAAGCAAAGGAAAUUUAAAGAUAACUCAUCUUUGACAAUAACAAGGGCAAUAAUAUAGGGCAAGUAAAAGUAUUGACUAAACUCUGUAUUUCAAAAGGUGACCAGAAUUAAAGUGAUGCCUUUCUAGCUAAGAGGAUUCUGAAUAAAAUAGAAGAAAAAUACCAGUCUCAGAGGCCACAUCUUAACAAAAUUUUCUUGAUAUAUUCAUUGCUGCCAAGGAAGUCUUAUUCUGUACUUGUUUGCUUCAGUUCCUUGUCAAAGUCAGACAUUCUUCACCUUGGAAUAGGUUUUACUCCAUUACAGGCUGAGAAUAUGAAGAAAUAGGAAGUGCAUGUUGUGGUAGUGACGCCAGCUUGUUCUUCAAAGAAAAAAUAGGAUUACAGAAGCAUCGGGAAAAUCAAGAGAACUAGAGUUAAUGACUGGAAGUUUUUUAGGCCACGAUCAGGGCCUUUUGAUUUUGACUCCAUCAAAAGAAGUGGAAAAUAUUACUUUGUGGAAAGGAGUAAUAAAAAAUACGGGAUAAUAAACGGGAACAAUUUUCUAUAUGCAAAACACGGAGGAUUAUUCUAGAAAUAUCAAAUGAAAUGAAAUAAGAUCACUACUUGUGAUUCCUACUAAAAACAAAUAUAUGUUGUUUAAAUUGCAUCUGGAGCUAGUUCCCAGGGUGAUAAAAUAUGUUUGAAUAUUCUAUUUACGUAUUGGAGCAUGCUGCUUUUCAACAAUCUUUUGAUUAAUCGUCUCCACUUCUAUGAAUCUAUGAAUACAUGUAUGCGUACUGGGAAGCUGUUGUUGUGAUGCAGGGCUUGGCAAGAGGAAGAAGCUAUUUUGCGGUACUUCUGUAAAGCCGAUUUUGAACAAAAUUAAAGAAACAGGAUCUUAUAUUCAGCAGAGCUCAGUCGCCACCAACCACUUGUUCUGUUUAUUGCCUCUUCACUAUAAUCAGUGGAAGAAUGUGCAGACCCAUAGAGGCAUGAAAAAAUAUUUGCCUUAAUGUGCGGUGGAAUCUUGGGGAAGUGGAUUGCUGCGAUGAUGCGUGAGGGCAAGUCCCCCUCGACUUUACUGAAACGACCCUCAGACAUCACGGUGCCUCCUCUCUUUAGGUUUAAAAUCUCCCAGGAUGCUUUCUUAGUGGCAACCCAGUGAUUUGCUGACAAAUAAGUACGACCAAGAAUUACAAAAUUCACCAUAAUUUUGCAGGUUUGUUUACUCUUCUUUUGUUCAGUAGGAUCAUUAGUUUUCUCUCUGUCAGGGAGCAUCGUACAGAAUGGUGUGAACUUCAUACUCAUAUCUGGGAAUGUCUCUUUAUCGAGCAUGACGUUAACAAGGAUCAACAAUGUUUGUGUGAAUUUAAAUGAGAAAGGCAUAACAUGGUGAAUCCAUCCUGAAUUUAAUAGCAGACAAUGAUAAACACAAAGUUCAAAUUAUUUAUGCUGGCAAGUGAAGGCAAAUAAUUGACAUUUUUUUUCAUUUUCACAUUAAGAAAAAAAGAGACACCUUGAGUGACACAAAGUAUAUGUCAUUUAUUCCCUGGCGGACAUUCUCUACCAAGUUUGGCCGUUUUUGUUUUCAAGACCCAGGCAUCUAUCUACGAAGGCAGGAAGCCCAUCCCUUUUAGUGGACGAUUUGCUGAAUUGUAAUGAAAAGAAUGCAGACAGAGCCCUUCUAUUCGAAGGGAUGCUUACCGGUUAGCGCUCUGGAAUAUUGACGAGGAGGAUGGUAGGUCUGUAUAACCUAGAUUACCAUGCCCAAUUUUGCUUCCCGUGUCUCUGAAUAAUAGAUGAGCCAAAAACUUCUUGAAUAUCUGGAGCAAGACCCUUUGCUGAAAAUAGGAAAGCGAGGAAAACCUGUGACUCCAUUUUCCGUUUAUUUCCCUUUCCACCUGUAAAUUGGAGGUGUAUUCAUCAGUUGGACACAUGUAGAACAGUCAGAAGUAGAUUUGAUCUUUUAGGGGAUUGAUUCUUUUGCAGAGGGACGACACACCUAGGCACCUGUAAUGAAAGUUUCCCAUCCUUUUCAUCAUGUCUCAUUGGAGCUUGAAAAUAUGAAGAAGUUGAUCAGCCCGGGUUUGGUGUGAAUUACAAAGUUCGUGCCGGAGUCCUUAUGCGCAUCCAUGUCCAACAUGGGCCAUGCACUAGAGAACUUGAUACACACAUAGCUAAGCGGCACAUUGGUUGGAUACGGGUAGAUAAGUCGGUGAGACAGGGAGAGAAAAGGAGAAAGGGGGUGGAAAAAGGAACGAUGCAAUUCGAAAUCGAGACUGUUAAUACUAGCAGAGUAGUAAUCCACCUUGCUCAUUAGAAGCAAGCGAUCAAUACAAGCUUUACCAAACUUAAAUAAACGACUGUCAUGCUCAUUCCUUCAGUUUGAGCAAAGUGAGGCAUCAGUUAACAAGGACUUUGGCACAGCCCAAGAAAGCUGAGAAGAGAAAAUCGAAAAUGUAGUGGAUUGGUGAUAACUUUGUGGUCGUCAUGAGUGAAUUCUGUAUUUACACUCUGUAUUGGUGAAGACAUUUAUUUGCCAAAUGGAGAUGUUAUUCUCUACUGAUAUUGAAGAAUGAUUUUAUCAGACUUGUUUGAAUAAAAUACCACCGGAAGGUUCUGCACUUUAUGUACUUAAAGUUGAAGUGAAAUUCAUUUAUUUCUGCCUUUCAUCAUAUUUCACGCUAAGACUACAGGAAACAUGAAAAUAUACUCUUUCAAACUCGAGAACAUUCUUGGAGACUAAUCUUUGAAUAAAUUGUCAGGGAACGCUGUCGCCUGGACCCUCAGUUUUUGGAGUAUCUGCGUGGUGUAGACUUACUCAGUAAAAGUGGACUGGAUGCAUUUGAUGGAAUGGAGGUUGUAGGAGUUAUUUGGCUGCCAUGUUGAGGCCAGUUGUUUGCAAGGUAUCAUGGCUGCUGUACAUGCCCAAGAUCAUUUGCUUACUACCCCACAUCAAAGGAAUAAUGAGCUGAUUGCACAAACACACUUUGGAGACUGCGAAUGCUGUAUCUCUGUUGAAGUUGAGGUCAGUCAACAGAGAAAGACUUGUGAAGCUUUAGAAAGGGACCUCAGUGACGAGAGACAGAAAUCAAAUCAAUUAGCCCUUGAUUUACAACAGGCUGUGAAUCAGAAUGCAUUUCUAACCAAACAGCUUGGAGAUCUGCACCGGAAACUUUCUCUUCUUGAUCAGGUACUAGAAGAAUGCCGUCAGUUGAGAGAAGACUUCACGGACCAGCGCCAAAUCCUUCACUCAACGAUCGCCGAAAGAGACUGGCUAAGAGACUCUGUCAUUAAAUUGAACAGUGACAUAGCACUGAUGCAGUCAUCUGAGGAAAAGCGUAAGCAGUUGGAGAGAGAUUAUGAGGAGGCACUUAGAGACCUGGAAGAAAGGCAGAGUGAGAUUAGGAGAUUACAGAUGGCUCAGGAUGAGGUUAUGACUCAGAACCGAGAUGUCGUAGCCAGGCUAGAGCACAAGGUCCAGAACUUGGAGAAGCAAUGGAUAGAGACUCGUCAGAACUCUGGAAGGAAUGCUGCUGAGCUGAGUGGUCUACGUCAGCAAACACACUCACAGUUACAAACACUUCAAUCUUCAGCAUCUAGAUCAUCAACUGGACAGAACUUGGGUUCAUCGACAGUGAGAAGCAAAGAAACUGAAAAGGAAGAUUGGAAGAAGAUAGCAGAAGAGGCUGUUGUAACUAGGACGCCCUCUCAGGUGACGGCAGCUGCUUCUGGUUCAAAACUAAAAUCACAAGAUGCAGCUGAUUUAUCACAGGCUUCUGAGAGCUCACAAAGGUCUGCAGCAAGAAAUGGUCAGACGGAUUCUAUUAGUGAGCCAGGUGAUCUCCUAGAUGAGCUAAGUGACAAGAUAGACCAGGUCUUGCUAAAUAAACUUCACCAUGCUUCUGUUUCCUCUGGACCAAUCAGCAAGCUUGCUGUUUUCAUCGCCCGCUACAACUAUGACCCCUCCCAAGACUCCCCAAAUGACAACUCUGAUUCCGAGCUUCCACUAACAGCUGGCGACUAUAUUUAUGUAUAUGGUGAUCCUGAUGAGGAUGGUUUCUAUGAAGGUGAGCUAAUGGACGGUAGGAGAGGUCUAGUCCCAUCUAAUUUCAUUGAGAGAAUAGCAGAGGAAAAUCUUCCAGACUUUAUGCAAUACAAUGGCUCACAGGGGGACGACACAGACAGCAGCAGUCGAAAGAUUGCUCCAAAGGCCACACCCUUGGUUGCCAAGGUACCACCCAUCAAAACCACUACCAUAGCAACCAGCGAAGACACGCCCAAAGCAUCUGCAAUCAUUGAAGAAGAAGAUCCUCUGAGUGAUCUUGACUUCAACAGUGAAGAUUCAGAUGCAAGGCAUUCAAAUAUCAACCAUUUUUCAGGUGAUCUAGGAUUUGCUCGUGCUCAGAGUGAUCAUCCAAGUGAUCUAGAAGAUAUCCCAGAAGUAGAUGAAGAUGAUGAUAACCAUCAUGUAGCUGGUCGUCGUGGUGAUGAUGCAAGCCUCGCAUCCUUUAGUGAUUUUGGCAGUGAUGUGUCUUAUGUUGUUCCCUUUCCUAGGAAACUGUCUCUAGAUCGUCAAUUGAAGCACAGUGUCAUCAUGUCGUGGGUAGCACCUGACACUGUCACCCUACAGGAGAUCCAGGAGUUCCGAGUCUAUGUUGAUGGCCAGUACCGUACUGCCACCAAACAGGGAGCCAAGACAAGGGCUUUGGUGGAGAAUGUAGAGCCAACAGGGACGUACAGGAUCUCGGUACGCACUGUCACAGCCAAGGGCAUGUCUGAGGAAGCAGCAUGUAUGCUGGUCAUAGGCAGGGAUGCUGUGAUGGCACCUACUAAUCUGAAAGCUUCCAAUGUUGGCCCUAGUUCAGCCAAUAUAAGCUGGCUUCCAGCUAAUAGUAAUCUUCCACAUGUCGUCUCCGUCAAUGGUGAGGAGGUACGAACCGUCAAACCGGGCAUCUACAAGUAUUCACUUACAGGUCUCCAACCACUGUCAGUAUACAGGGUCAAUGUAAGGGCCAAGAGUCGUCGCCAGACUGCUGUGCCAGAUAAUCCUCAAGCAAGCAAAAACUCUGUAGAGAUUGAGUUCAAAACUCUUCCAGGAGACCCAUCAAAAGGAUUACCUGAUGCACCUCUAGAUGUCCAGGUUAGGCAAGCAACCAAUGACUCGUUAGUGUCUGUUGAAUGGUUACCGGUUACCAUAACAACAUCAAGUCUUUCAAAUGGUGCUGUCAUCAUGGGAUACGCUGUCUUCAUCAACAAUAACAAGGUGGCAGAAACAAUGUCUCCUACAGCUGACCGUGUGAACAUUCCUAAAUCUAAGCGCCGCAUGCUAUCUGCUAAGGAGCUGGUCGUGAGAACAUUGUCUCCCAAUGGGUGUUCUAAUGACUCCUUACCAGCAAAGAUCUCAUCAGAACUCCUUGAAGAAUCAAGAAAAGACAAAAUGACAGGGAAGGUCACAUCAGGAGGCAAGCGUCGAAAGAAAGUCACUUUUGAUGAUGAGGACCCUCUUGCCAAAGCAGCUAUGUAUGCUAACGCUGAUGAUGAGGAUAGUUCUACCAGUAGUACAAGCAGGAGUAUAUCAGGUAGAAGGUCAUCAGAGGAAGAUAGCAUGCAGAAAAGCAGUCUAAAGAGCUCUUUAAAAGCAGAUGGAUCUCCAAGGGAGGAUGCUCUACCACUCAAGCCCAUCAUGAAAACUGAGAAACCAGGUGCAUUGAGAGAAUCUGACUACAUGUCAGACAGUGAUCGUUCUGAGCUAUCUGAUAUCCAGGAAGAAGUUGAAGAGGAGCUGUCAGAGUUUGGAAAUGCCAGCCUUCCCGGUCUUAGUGACAGCAGUGAAGGAAUGAGGUCAUCUGGUAGGAGGAGAAUGCGAGGGGAUGAUGAGAAGAGAAAAGUCCAGGAGACGCUUCAAGUGCUGCAGUACAACACCAAGCCAUCGCUAGACUUUGACACAGACCCAGAGGUAGAGUCUCUAAACAAACCAGACAAAGUAGUACCUAUCCCCAUCAUACGAUCUCAGAGGGACUAUGAGAGAGAGACAGAACAAUCCCCCCACAAUCCAGUGGUAGAACCCGUACCAUGGAAACCAGCAAAGAAAGUUCCACAAAUUGAAAUAACCAAAGAUGCCAAUAAUGAACAUUUAAAAGCUGCUUCCCGUAAAACAGACUUGUACAAUCCUGAGAAAAGAACUGAAGUAGUUGGAACGAACUCAGUCUCGUCUGCCUCAAACUCACUGCCAAUGGCUUCACCGAGGUCAGACCCAAGGGGUCAAUCAAGGACACAGGGUCAAAGGUCAAAUUCACAAUGGAACCCUUCAUCAGUAGCGAGUAGUAACAGCGAUGUUGGGAGUUAUGAUAAAAACUAUGAUGCCAAAUCUAAUAAUGAUAGACAUCAUCGUCAAGCGGAUGGGAGACCUCAGAGUGAAUCGAGCAGUCAUCGGCGAAGCGAUAGCAGCGAAAGAACCCGCCAUAGUAGACACAGUGACAGUCUAAGAACACCUGAAAGCAGUCUGAGUCUUCAGAGAUCAUCCAGAGGAUCCCGAUCAGAGGAAACAUUUGAUGAUGAAGAGGAGGGUUUUUCAGGAAGUGAACCUGAAGAAUUGUUUGAUGAUGGAACAAUACGAUAUUUCAUUGCUAUAUUUGAUUACAAUCCUGCUAUUAUGUCACCCAAUAUUGAUGGUGCUGAAGAGGAAUUAUUCUUGAAGGAAGGAGACGUUCUGAAGAUCAUUGGCGAUAAAGAUGCUGAUGGAUUCUUUGUUGGUGAGAUGAAUGGUCGCCGUGGAUACGUACCAUGCAACAUGGUGGAAGAGAUCGAAAGUCCGGAGCAGACGCCUUUAGCAAAGCGAGGAGAUUUAUCACAGAGCCAUGAUAGGUCAAGAUUCAAUGACAGUCUGAACACAACUGGUAGUAGCCAAGUCAACAUGUAUGACAGUCUACCUUCCAAUGGACAGCUGGCUAUUCCCAAGGAUGCUACACCUCACCACAUGAGGGCGCUCUUUGACUAUAACCCGCAGGAACUGUCCCCGAAUCCUGACCUUGAUAUGGAGCUCAGCUUUCGUCAGGGUGAUAGCCUGAUCGUUUAUGGAGAGAUGGAUGAAGACGGCUUCUUUAUGGGGGAGCUUCGAGGUAAAAGAGGACUGGUGCCUUCCAACUUCCUUGAAGAAGUGUCUGACAUCGACUCCAGCACGACUUCACAUUCCUAUAGCCCUGCCUUCAACAGAAACAAAGAAAAUAAACAAUCCACCAAAGACAAGUACGCAGUCCCAGCCCAGCAGCAGGAGAACGGCGAAGCGCAGUACCACGGGAGUGAGGUGACCCCAGUCAUUUCAGACUCAGCAGAACAGACUUCCAUAACAUCCACUCCGGAGCACUCCAAGAAGAAGAAGGGUCUGCUGUCCAAGGGCAAGGCUCUUUUCAAGAAACUUGGAAGCUCCGAUAACAAGCAGAAACAUAAAUGAUGGGAUGGCACGCUGCUAAAGGAGUUGUACCAAGAUGGCUCUGACCUUGUGAGGAUUAUUGAGAGGGUCAAAGUCCAUGAGGGACUAGCAUGAAUCCUGCAUUUCUCUAUGUCUGCUUGCAACAGAGAAAGACCAAUCAUGGCAGAGACCAGUAUCCGGGAUAGGUGCCCUUGAAACCAAGGUCCCAACUGUAAUGGCUUGAUUGCUAGUAUUUCCUCAAAAAUGUUGAUAUACCACAGAGAAAUUCAAAGUGCCCAGAUGCCAAGUGUCUUCUUGAAAUCAAAAUUGGAGCUGUUGUCGGCUAUCUAUAUUUAGCCCAGUCUGGUGAUAUCUGAAUCCAUAUCCUACUGGAAUGCGGUGAACCCUGUGUAAAACCUAUAGGACUUAUAGAAUACAGUAGUCACCGGGUUAACUUGUGAAGGACAGGGGCAACGAAGGAUGAUUUGUCUGGUUGGAAGUCCUCUUCACCAAAAAGAUAAUCAACUUACUAGUAGAGCAGACUCGAUUUCAAAAGUACUAAAGUUGUUUUGUAGGUGGUUGUUUAAGAUGAACUUAUUCCUGGACAUUCUAAGAGGGUUGUCUGUGGAGUUCCCUCAAAAAUCAUUAAUGUGGACAAAAUAUAUGACUCGAAACAAAUAUGGUUGCAAGUGGCAAUCACAUCAUUUUACGUGAAUUGUGUAUUGGAUGCAUAAUAAUAUAAAUACUUUCAAUAUUUGAAUAGUUUGUCAAAAAUGGUAAUUCGUCAACAUCAUGCAAGUGUGUAUUGAACCAGUGCUGUUGAUGGUUUAUAAUAAUAAAUCUAGAUGUUUUCAACAAGAAUAUGGUUUUUAAAUCUAUUUUCAUUAUUGGAAAUAAAUUCCAAAUGAAUGAUGCUCAAUGAACACUUUGAGACAGUGCUGAUGAUGAAUGCUGUGCCAAAAUUGAACAGAAAAGCUCAUCAAAUUUUCAACACUUUAGUGCCAUAUGAUUUUAAGACUGUUAGUAAAAUCACGGGUUCAUUAAUGCAUUUACUUCCACUUAAAUUCUUUGAUGAAAUUGUGUAGAAUACCUUCUUUCUUCUUUUACCCCCUUCUUGUUGACCAACAUGUUUAGUACAUCGGUCUCCCCUUUCUUCUCUAUCACUCUCACAGUUUCUCUUUUUCUCUCUCACUCUCUGUCUCAUUUCAAUUACUCUAACAUUCAGUUCAAAAGGUGCUUGAUGUAAUUCAUUUGACAUCCUACCAUUCUCAAUGCAUUUGAUGCCUGUAUAAUGUAAGAAAAGUUAAUAGAAUGAUGAUCAUUUAUAGUAAUCCUGAUUCCGAUACACUCACAUUACUAGCCAACCAUUUGACAAAUAAACAAGAGUUAUAAGAUUGAAUGCAUCCAGUGUGCUUUGCUCAUAGUAAAUGCUAUUGGAUAUUAAUUAAGUACCUAAUUGUUUUUAGGAAAAUCUUGUAUUCCGAAAAUUUUGAAGAAAAAAAAGUAUCAAAGUAUCAACAAAUGCAUAUUUCCCUGUGACUGAUUUCAUUUCAAAUUUUCCUUAGUUGAUUGAAUGUACAAUUCUACAAGGUGGAUGUUGAGUUUCUCACAUCAUCAGUACAAUCUAUGUUUCUAUAUCUGCUGAAGUAACUUUAAUUUUUAUGUCCUUAGUAGGCCACUCUGUGAUUGUAUUGAAUAUGCUGGCUUUUGGUAUACAGGCCUCAUGAAUUGAAAUUGAAUGCAAGAAAAAGUGUUCCAGCCUACAGCAUCCAAUUUGAGAAGAUUGUUGCAUCUACUUCUAGCUACAUUCGUGAAAACUGUAAACCAUAUUGAAUAGCAGUAGAUUUAUCAAGAUAUAUAUAUUAAAAAAUCAUUGUAGCAGAAUUACUCUCUUUUAUGAAGUUAUAGACAGCAAUAUAUUUUAUUCAUUUGCUGUCACUUGAUUCAAUAGAAACUGAAAAUGUUUGUUCAAAAUAUGAGGGGCUUUUCUUUUAAUGUCCAAGUAUUGCUUUAUUUGACCAAGAGGAAAGUAAUUAUUAAGAGGAUAUAUAAUCAUGUAACUGGUGAUAAAAAGUACUAAAUCAGAGGUAUGUGAAUGUUCUGCAAAGCUCAUAUAAUUUCUUGGUAUUGCAUGCUUACCAACAAUCAUGUUUAAGUCAUUGAUUCUUGCCAUUUAAACUUCCGAAUGAUCACCAAUAUUAUACAUGUGUUGCCUGUGUUAUUGGUCAAUUCCAUGAAUACUUUGGAAUCAGGAGUAGAAAAUUAAUACAUUCCUACGAUACCUUGUGUGUAAUGUACUAAAUACGCAUUCCAGUGCAGUGUACUGCCAUGAUUAUGCCAAUGUCUUCACUUAUAUGAAGAUAAUAAUGAAUGAUGAUAUAUCAAUUAUGUAGUAUGUUAAAAGUCUAUAGAGCGCUAUGUCCAUGAUGUAAUCUUUUCUGAUAGGCAGGUAUUUCUUAAAUGAAUGUGUUUUCAUUAUACUUGUGCAUUUAAUUGUGCAUUAGAUAUUUGAUAGAAUGUAUUUAUUUCAUCUUGUGUACAUCCUUUAGUGUGAAGCUUUGAUGACAAGUUGGGGGAUAUGAUAUUUUACAACAGCAUAAUGGGAUGUAUGUUUGAAGAUUGAUUAUUAAAUUUUGAAUGGACUAAAAUAAAAUAAAAUGACAAAUCUAAAAAGAUAGGGGAAAAUGGUGAACCAUAAUGCAUUUCUUUUAAUGUGCUUGCCAGGGUGUAAAGUCAUAGAUAAUAAUGAAAAUGACUUAGGCUUGUUUUGAAAGUUAAUCAUCUGCAAAAUGUACUGAAUGUAUUAGUAGCAAACAAUAAAAUGAAUUGUAUUUUAAGGACAUGUAGAAGUAGUGUAUUGUCAUCCAGAUCGUUAUUUUGAAUGCUAAGAUUAUUAUUAUUUUAUCCUGAUAAGUUGUCUUCCUCUUAGAUUUAUAUCUGUGUGUCUGACCAGCCUUUAUAUGUAAUGAAUUGAGAUGUAGUUUUCUUAUAUUUAUGCCAUGCAAA